CACGAUCAGUACGUGUGGCGUCACGUCGACUCGUCAUUGGUUGGAAUAAUGAUAAAACUCAGAAGGGAAGGGAGAAGGGACUAAUGGAGAAAAAAUCAGCAGGAGUGAUGGAGUUUGAUGAGUAAUCAAUUCAAUUAUCGACUUCGCUAUUGAAUUUGGCUGUGUAUUCAAGUUACCAUGAGACCAAACAGUAAUGUGGAGCAGAGAAGUUCCAGUUUAUUAACCAAAGACGAAAAUGAACAGAUUUUCAAUCUUCUCGGUCAAAAAUGCCAGGCUUUAUCAACCACUGUGGUCCAGCUGUAUUGCACCGAAGGUCCAGAUGGAACCCAUUGGAUGAAAAAGGAUAUUGGUGUUUUGUGUUUAGUUCGCGAUAUCAAUAAAAGAUCUUAUUUCUUUCGACUAUUCUGUCCAUUACGUAAUCGAAUGGUCUGGGAACAUGAAAUCUACAACAGUAUGCAGUAUUUGGCACCCAAAUCCUUCCUACAUACUUUCGAAGCUGAAGAACGUAUUGUUGCCUUCAAUUUCGCCAGCGAAGAUGAAGCUAUUCAUAUGAGAGGAAUAUUGCUCGAAAAAUUGAAAACCAAAGAACAGAAAAGAUUAGAAAGACGCAAAGUUCAUGGAAGAAAUUCUGUUGCUCAAGCUCCUUCUAGACCUGCUCCUAUGCCAAGCACCGUUAGUAAUGGAUAUGUGUACCCUAAAGCUGCAAUGCCAUCGAAAUCAUCGUUCACUCUCAGUAAUAAGAAAAACAAAAAGAAAAGUAUUACCAAAGCUGACAUAGGCAAUCCUCAAAAUUUCAGACAUGUUUCUCACGUUGGUUGGGAUCCAACUACUGGUUUUGAUUUAGAAAAUGUUGACAAGUCUAUGAGAAAAUUCUUCGAGAAGGUGGGAAUUUCUGAAAGUGAUCUGAAAGAUAAAGAGACUCGAGAAUUCAUCUACGAUUUCAUCGAGAAACACGGUGGUUUGGAUGCAGUCAAGCAAGAUAUUCAUCAUCAAUCAAUCCUACCUCCUCCAUCACCUCCUCCUCCGCCUCCAGUGCCAUCGAGAAAUGCACCUGCUCCUGCACCGUCUUCCAAUUUCCGACCAGCUCCUCCUCCUCCACCAUCGAGAAAUGCAAGCGCAGCACAUCCUGCUCCUCCACCUCCUCCUUCGGAUCCUCCACCGGUCAAUGUUAUGAUGCAAAGAAAUCAUGAACAAAUGAUUAAAAGAACAGCGCCGAAUGCCGCAGGUCCAAUGAGUAAUGCUCCACCGCCUCCUCCUCCACCACCAUUACCGCCUCCAAAUGCGAUAAGUGAAGGAAACGGUCCUCCUGUUCCACCUGUGUCUUCGAGUUCCAAUUCUGCACCGUUGGCAGCGGCUUUCGAUCCGAGAUCUGCUUUGAUGGAAUCUAUUCGAAGUGGAACCAAGUUGAAACACGUGGAAGCAGAUUCGAAGAAAACUGAUGACUCUAGGGGAGAAUUACUGAACCAGAUAAGGCAAGGCGUUGAAUUGAAAUCAGUGCAACCGGUAGAAAAACCUUCUCAAGGUUCAUUACCUGUCGAUGGAUUGGCUGGCGCAUUAGCUCGUGCUCUAGCCGAACGUUCGAAAGCAAUCCACAGCGAUUCUAGUGAUACUAACGAUAGCGAUGAAAGUGAUAGCGACGAAUGGGGAUAAUAAAUUGAUAAUUGUAAACCUGAAUAUUUUAUGAGUGUAACUGAAAGUUAUAAAUUAUCCUUGUUUAAUAAUUAUUAAGGUAUGAAAGUUGUUCCCACUUUAGGAUAUUGAGUUGAGAAAACCACGUUCAUUAUAAUCACUCUUUAAGACUUCUCUAUAGUUACUCAUUGCUAAUAACUAGAAAUUCUAGGUACUCAACUACUCAUCCUUGAUUACUUUUAAGUACGUUUACGUAUUCGAAUAAUGAAAAUAAAAGUACCUAAUUACAUGUUGAA
Messenger RNA from Planococcus citri (citrus mealybug), 1925 nucleotides. It is a transcript of the gene WASp, whose product is annotated as WASp. Gene Ontology annotation, biological process: actin filament organization; regulation of Rho protein signal transduction. The transcript is spliced from 10 exons. The coding region runs from base 178 to 1650 and encodes 490 amino acids. Gene Ontology annotation, molecular function: actin binding; small GTPase binding. Lineage: Eukaryota; Metazoa; Arthropoda; Insecta; Hemiptera; Pseudococcidae. The record is from RefSeq and is a predicted model, not a curated record.